Messenger RNA from Penaeus chinensis, 2034 nucleotides. It is a transcript of the gene YL-1, whose product is annotated as vacuolar protein sorting-associated protein 72 homolog. Gene Ontology annotation, cellular component: nucleus. Gene Ontology annotation, molecular function: ATP-dependent H2AZ histone chaperone activity. The record is from RefSeq and is a predicted model, not a curated record. Gene Ontology annotation, biological process: chromatin remodeling; regulation of DNA-templated transcription. Bases 158 to 2017 code for a protein of 619 amino acids. The transcript has 11 exons. NCBI's taxonomy places the organism in Eukaryota, Metazoa, Arthropoda, Malacostraca, Decapoda, Penaeidae.
UUGAUAUACAAGUUAUCUUUAAAGUACAAAUAGGUUUUAAGGAAGAAUAUAUGGUGGAUAUAGCAAAAAGUAUUGUGAAAGCAAAAAAAUCUGGAUUAUUUGCAUUAUUGAGAGAAGAGGAAGUUCAUCGUUCUAGGAAAAGUUCUGAGUGGAAGUCAUGGCGGCAGCACGUGAGCGCCGUAACAAUGCUGGGGCAAAGAUGUCCCAGCUACUGGAUGAAGAAGAAGAAGACGAUUUUUACAAGACCACAUAUGGAGGGUUUAGUGAAGAAGCAGAUGACGUGGACUACCAGUCGGAAGUUGAACAGGAUGAUGAGGUAGACUCUGACUUCAGCAUAGAUGAAAAUGACGAGCCAGUUUCUGAUCAAGAAGAAGAUAAUAAGGAAGGCAAGAAGAAACGAGGCAGACUUAUAACCAAGGCAUAUAAGGAACCAAAACCGGUGCCAAAAGGACCAAGCGUAGUGAAGAUCAAAGAGAAGAAGUCUCCAAAGAAACAGACUGUCUUUGACCCAGCAGCCUUAGAGAAAAAAGGGAUAAGAAAAUCAACACAGUUAAAAUCUGCUGAGACAGUGAAACGUCAGAGAGAGAGAGCAGAAGUGGAGAGAAAGCGAGCAAUGAGCAAAAGGGACAGGGCGCCCAGCCUGCCAAGAUUGACACAAGACGAGUUGCUAGAGGAGGCCAAAAUAACAGAGGAAAUCAAUCUCAAGUCAUUAGAGAAAUAUGAAUUAGCGGAACUGGAUCGAAAGAAACCCAAGGUUGUCCGUCGAGGAUUUACAAGUUCGUUCAUCCGAUAUCAAUCCACUGCAAUGCCAUUGAUUCAAGAAAUAAAGUCUUCAGAAGAUGUAGAAAUGGAGGAACCAAAUGUAGAAGUUGACAUUACUCAAGACCAAAUAGGUACCAGUAUGGCACCUGCUUCUGUACUAGUGGAUGACAAGGAAAACACGCUGACAAAACAAAAUGCAACUGAAAUAUGUGAAAGAACAUUUAUAACCUUCUCAGAUGAGGGGAGCUACAAGAGAGCUUUCAGAAAGUCCAAACCAAAAACUGUACAGAAGAAUAUUUGUCCCAUCACUCGUUUUGCAGCAAGAUACUUUGAUCCUGUGACUCAGCUGCCAUACGCAACCCUCCAAGCAUUCCGUGUCCUUCGGGAAGCGUAUUACCAACAGCUGGAAGAUAAAGGUGACCGGAAUAAUAAGGAGGUUGCAAAAUGGCUGGCUUGGCGACGUGAGUACAAAAAGGUCCGUGCUUCAGCUCAGAGCAUCAAGCCUACGGUUACAACCCUCCAACAGUCAUCGGCUGCUGUUGGUCCUUCCAUUCGCACACCAACACCAAAUACACCAGUUCAGUGUACAACAAUUCCACAGACUGUAUCUUACAGUUCUACAGGGAAUGGGAUAUCGACACCUACUUCAGCAGUAACAUCAGUAGCUGCAGUAGCUCAGAUAUUAAGAUCAGCUGUGCCAGCUUCAACUGCACUUAUGGUAACUACAGCUACACCAAGUACACUACCUACAACCACUACAUCCCUUGGUUCAAUUGCUGCUUCGUCACUGCACCUUGGUGGCAGGCCAAUUGCAUCUACUAUAUCUGCUUCACAACCAGGUGGGCUUGCUAGCCUUCAAGGGCAAACGGUUCAAUUGGUUCAAACUGUAGGCAGAGGAGUGAGCAGUACUGGCCGUCCCAGCCACCAAAUGGUAGUUGUAACUAGUGCUAGCGGCACUGGAGGAGUGCAGUUGGUGGGGAGUGGAACAGGUGCCAAUCUUCUGGUCCAAGGUGGCACAGGAGGAACUACCAAUCUUUUGGUUCAAGGUGGUACUGCAACCAGUGUAGGAAACCUCCAGAUUGUGCAGGCUAGUGGAGGCAGUGGAGUUCAGGUUGUGCAGGCUAGUGGUGGAGGGAAUGUUCAAGUUGUGCAAGCCAGUGGUGGAGGCAACGUCCAAGUUGUGCAAGGAGGACGCUUCACUAUUCGACCUGUAGCAAGUCAGGCCUUCACUAAUCUACAAUCUCUUCUUAAGUAAAUGCAUUGCAGAAACAA